UGAUAGUCCGAAAUGGUUUGUUAUUAAAGAUAGUUAUAUAGUUGAUAUACGACCAGAUACACAUGAAAUAUGUUUUCCUAUGUUAGUUGAUCGUGAUUUUCAAGUUUUCACUGGUAUUCAAAAUAUUGCUAGUAAUGAUAGUAUUAAAAUAAGCAAUUCACAGCGUACAUUAGUUAUUAAUUGUCGAACAGCACGUGAUUGUGAUGAAUGGACAAAAAAUUUAUCAAAUUUAACUGAACAAGCAAAAGAUUUUGUCAGUGAAACACGAAGUCGAUUUGAUUCAUAUGUACCUGUUCGAGCAAAUCAAUUAGCUCAUUGGUUUAUUAAUGGUAAAUCAUAUAUGGAAGCCGUUGCUAAAGCACUUUUAACAGCUAAAGAAGAAGUUUUUAUUACUGAUUGGUGGCUUUCACCUGAACUUAUGUUGAUUAGACCAGCAGAUGAUAAAACAUUUCGACUUGAUAAUAUAUUAGGAAGAAUAGCUGAUGCAGGAGUUCGUGUUUAUGUAAUGCUUUAUAAGGAAAUGCCAUUUGCUUUAGGUUUAAAUAGCUUAUAUACAAAAAGAAAAUUAGUUUCGAAAAAUGCAAAAGGAUUUAUUAAAGUUAUUCGACAUCCAAAUCAUAAUACUACGAAUGGAGUACUGUUGUGGUCUCAUCAUGAAAAAAUGGUUGUUAUCGAUCAAAAGAUUGCCUUCGUUGGUGGAAUUGAUUUAUGUUAUGGUCGUUGGGAUGAUGAAUAUAUGCGGUGA
Molecule: messenger RNA, 745 nt
Organism: Rotaria sp. Silwood1
Lineage: Eukaryota; Metazoa; Rotifera; Eurotatoria; Philodinida; Philodinidae
Source: the annotation of a GenBank genome assembly